AUGAAAAUACCUCACUUUCUCAUAGUGACCCAGUUGACAGGAUUCUCUGAACCAGUGUAUGCUGACAUAGUGUUAGAUGUCCUCAUUGUCAACCAGACUUCUGACACUCUCCAGAAUCUGACACUGGAACUGCGGUGUGUUUUUAAAUUGGAACUGGCAACACUUGGUGAUCUUAAACUGGUUGAAAAACCACAGCCGGUGACUAUGGGUGCACAUGAUUUCUGCAACAUCAAAGCCAACGUUAAAGUAGCCUCCACUGAAAAUGGAAUCAUCUUUGGAAACAUUGUAUAUGAUGUGAGUGGAGCAGCAAGUGACCGUAACUGUGUAGUGCUGAAUGACAUCCAUAUAGACAUUAUGGACUACAUAGUGCCUGCCUCAUGCACAGACACAGAAUUCAGACAGAUGUGGGCUGAGUUUGAGUGGGAAAACAAAGUCAGCGUCAACACUAAUAUAUCUGAUUUGAAAGAGUAUCUGGAACACUUGAUCAGCUCAACCAACAUGAAAUGUCUCACACCUGAAAAGGCUUUGGAUGGAGAGUGUGGUUUCAUGGCUGCUAAUAUGUAUGCUAAAUCUAUAUUUGGAGAGAGUGCUCUUGCCAACAUCAGUGUUGAGAAACCAGCUCAGCCUGAUGCCCCAGUGACUGGACACAUACGAAUCAGAGCAAAAAGUCAGGGUAUGGCAUUGAGUUUAGGAGAUAAAAUCAACCUUUCACAGAAAAAGCAGCUCAAACCUCAAGGGAUGUAGAGCAAGAUUGAACUAGAAAUUUAGCUCUUGAUAGACUUUGCUACUGAAACCUUAUAACAUGCAUUAUCUUCAGUUUAAUAAAGACAUUGAGUUGAUUAAGAUUAAGACUAAAAUGAGUCAAGUUAUAUCCUUAUUAUGGUUUAUGAGUGAUUAAUUGUGAUGUCUCUGGUGUAAGAAAAAAACAAUCUGUAACACAUAUAUACAUAUGAAUUAGAUGGUUUGUAUUGAAUGCUUUGUAUUACAUUAUCGGUGUUAGCCUGUAGAUAAUUACUGAACUUUAAAUAGGGACUGGGAACUCAAAUUAUAAUUACUGUUGUGUAUGAAUGUGUUUAACUUUAAAAAAUGUUUAUCAUCUGGACUGGAAAUUGUUUAUAGACAAAAACUAUGAUUACAAAAAAUUAAAUGUUCAUUUUUAAGACUGAUGGAGUUACAUUUUCUUUAGUUAUUAUUAUUAUUACUAUUAUAUGGUUAUGAGCAGAUUUAAGGAGAUGUAGGACAACCAUCUACUUUUUAAAAGAAAAUAAAUUUCUUGAAUGUGGAAAGGCAGAGUGUGUGAUACAAGGAGGUAAAAUUGAGUAUAACAUUUCUGUAAAAUGACAUUUCAUGUGGAUGCUUAAUAUUUGUGCUAUUUUAUUGUCUUCUGUCAACAGGAUAUAUUUUUCUGAGCAGUCCCUUUCUGAUAUAAAAUUUGAAGUGAUACUGAAAUAAUGAACUCUGCAAAAUUCAUCCACUGAAAAGGAAGUUUGGGACAGUAUUCCAGGAGUUCCAUGUGAAAAUAUAACAUUAAACAGAAUUUUGGAAGACUACAGUAUAUACAAACAGAAAAAAACAACUAUCAUGGAACUUGAUCAUGCUAUUCAUCAAUUAAAUAUUUUAUCCAUUUG
Messenger RNA from Lingula anatina, 1628 nucleotides. RefSeq names its product coatomer subunit beta. Gene Ontology annotation, molecular function: structural molecule activity. Gene Ontology annotation, biological process: intra-Golgi vesicle-mediated transport; intracellular protein transport; endoplasmic reticulum to Golgi vesicle-mediated transport. NCBI's taxonomy places the organism in Eukaryota, Metazoa, Brachiopoda, Lingulata, Lingulida, Lingulidae. Gene Ontology annotation, cellular component: COPI vesicle coat; cytoplasm. The record is from RefSeq and is a predicted model, not a curated record.